Laccaria bicolor S238N-H82 is the source of this 1710-nucleotide messenger RNA. Its product is annotated as chromatin assembly complex 1 subunit B/CAC2. Gene Ontology annotation, cellular component: CAF-1 complex; nucleus. Gene Ontology annotation, molecular function: protein binding. Gene Ontology annotation, biological process: nucleosome assembly; DNA replication-dependent chromatin assembly. The record is from RefSeq and is a predicted model, not a curated record. The transcript has 9 exons. The coding region runs from base 1 to 1710 and encodes 569 amino acids. NCBI's taxonomy places the organism in Eukaryota, Fungi, Basidiomycota, Agaricomycetes, Agaricales, Hydnangiaceae.
AUGCGCUUCAGAACUCUAGAAAUCAGGUGGCACGACAGCAAACCUAUUUCAACCUGCGACUUCCAGCCCAUUUCUUUCAAGAAGGCGCGUCCAGGUCCAGGUCAAGAGAAGAACUACGCGGGUCAGUCGUACCGUUUAGCCACAGGCGGGGAGGAUAACCACGUUCGGGUGAGUAUCAUUAAAGGACUUUAUGCGGGAUAUCGCCUGACAACCAGGCGGCUGAUUGAGUACUUGGCGACUCUGAGUCGCCAUUCAGCAGCAGUCAAUGUAGUGCGAUUCUCACCAAAUGGCGAACAUAUCGCGUCGGCUGGUGAUGACGGUAUGAUUAUCAUUUGGGCGCCCUCCACAAGCCCGCAACCAACCACCUAUGGGAGCGAUCUAAGCCCAGAGGAUUUACAACACGAAAAGGAAUACUGGAAACCAAGAACAACUUUCCGCUGCACAACCAUGCAGGUGUACGAUUUGGCAUGGAGCCCUACUGGAGAGUACAUCAUUGCUGGUAGCACAGACAACGUCGCAAGGGUCUUUUCCGCUGUGGACGGUAUGUCACUUUUCCCUUUGUUUGACAUGCUGGCAAUGAAACCUACAGGGAAAUGUGUUCACGAAAUCGUCGAGCACUCUCAUUAUGUUCAAGGAGUUGCGUGGGACCCUCUGAAUGAAUACAUUGCAACCCAAAGCAGCGACCGGUCUAUGCACGUCUACCGCAUCUCUACCAAACAAGGCGCCUUUGAAGCCCACGCUGUUGGUAAAAACACACGUAUGCCACACAGGCACUCGCGUACACCCAGCACCAGCCGACCACGGAUCUUUACAAAUUUCUUCAGACGCUUGACGUUCAGCCCAGAUGGUGGUCUCCUUCUUACCCCCGCUGGCCAGUUCGAAGACCCCUCUUUUACUACUACUUCAACCCCAGCGACUGCAGCCGCAACCUCCCCUGCAUCUUCGGUAUACAUCUAUUCUCGAGCCAACUUUGCUCGACCGCCCAUCGCUCAGCUGCCGGGACACAAGAAAGCUAGUGUUGCAGUCCGUUUCUCUCCGAUUCUUUAUGAGCUAAGACAUGGCUCUGUCUUUGCCUUGCCGUAUCGCAUGCUAUUUGCUGUGGUAACGAUGGACACGGUGGCAAUCUACGAUACACAACAAGCUGGUCCUGUGUGCUUGCUCACAAAGUUGCAUUAUGACGAGUUCACUGAUAUGACUUGGUCACCAGACGGACAAUGCCUGAUGCUCUCUUCUCGCGAUGGAUAUUGCACCCUCAUCAUCUUUGACGAGAUUCUGCCUUCACACCAAAAGCAACAACAUGCACUCCAGCUCCAAUCUAUUGCACAGCAUCACUCCCUUCCCCUCUCCUUUGCCUCUUCUCAUCACAACAACAACCAUAACGUCUCUGGAGCUGGCCCAUCCUCUACAGUCGUUACGCCCGCAGCUACGCCCUCUUCCAGCACUAUCGGUCUGCCUUUUGUGCGCGAGAGCAGCUAUACCACUCCGACGUUGUCAAGGAAGAGGCAUGAGCCGCCUCUGACGCCGACUGCUAGUGUGGAUGGAGGUGAAAAUGCGUUGGAUUUCUCAUCCUCGUCGUCUUUGGGUGGUCUUCACCAACAAGGGGACAUCAUGGUUUUGGACAAGGACGACGGAGAAGCAAAAGAUAAGAUCCAGGAGCCCCCGAAGAAGAAGAGGCGCGUGGCGUUGACGAGGGUUGGCGAUUUGGAUUGA